AUGGCCCUGAACGCCAAGCAGCCCUUCACCAUGCCCGCCGCCCUGCAGGAGCCCAAGUUCUCCAGCCUGCACGCCAGCGCGGAGGCGAUGCGCAGAGUUUGCCUCCCGGCCCCGCAGCUCCAGGGCAAUAUAUUCGGGAGUUUUGAUGAGAGCCUGCUGGCCCGCGCGGAGGCUCUGGCCGCCGUCGACAUCGCCCCCCACGCCAAGGGUCACCCCCACCACCACCACCACCCCCCCUUCAAGCCGGACGCCGCGUUCUCCGCCAUGAGCGGCGUCCCUUGCGCCGCCGCCGCCCUCCCGCUGCCCGCCGCGCUCCCGCACCCGCUCCCGCACCCGGCACUGGACGGCGGCGACCUUCUGGAGCACCUCUCCUCGCCGCUGGCCGUCGGGGGGCUGCCCGAACCGCUGCCGCCGCCGCUGCCGCCCGCUGCCCCCCUUGCCCUGCCCGUGGGCGCCCCAGGGGGGCCGCCGCCGCCCGCUGCGCCCGAAGCGGGUUCGGACCCGCGGGAGCUGGAGGCCUUCGCGGAGCGGUUCAAGCAGCGGCGGGUGCGGCUGGGGGUGACCCAGGCCGACGUGGGGGCGGCGCUGGCGGCGCUGCAGCUGCCGGGGGUGGGCGCGCUCAGCCAGAGCACGAUCUGCCGCUUCGAGUCGCUGACGCUGUCGCACAACAACAUGGCAGCGCUGCGGCCCGUGCUCCAGGCCUGGCUGGACGGCGCCGAGGCCGCGCACCGCGACCGCGCCGCCGGCCCCGACCUGCUGCCGGGCGCCGAGCGCAAGCGCAAGCGGACCUCGAUCGCCGCGCCCGAGAAGCGCUCGCUGGAGGCGUUCUUCGCGCUGCAGCCGCGGCCCUCCGCGGAGAAGAUCGCGGCCAUCGCCGAGAAGCUGGACCUCAAGAAGAACGUGGUGCGCGUCUGGUUCUGCAACCAGCGACAGAAGCAGAAGCGCAUGAAGUACUCGGCGAUGCACUGA
Messenger RNA from Melopsittacus undulatus (budgerigar), 969 nucleotides. It is a transcript of the gene POU4F3, whose product is annotated as POU class 4 homeobox 3. The transcript is spliced from 2 exons. NCBI's taxonomy places the organism in Eukaryota, Metazoa, Chordata, Aves, Psittaciformes, Psittaculidae. Gene Ontology annotation, molecular function: RNA polymerase II cis-regulatory region sequence-specific DNA binding; DNA-binding transcription factor activity, RNA polymerase II-specific. The record is from RefSeq and is a predicted model, not a curated record. The coding region runs from base 1 to 969 and encodes 322 amino acids. Gene Ontology annotation, biological process: regulation of transcription by RNA polymerase II.